CAUAUAUCAUUAACAAAUCUUCUCAUUCGAUCAAUUUCAAUUGAGACAUUGACCAAGUGAUAUUUACCUACCUUGGUUCUAUCAAUCACAUAUCUAUCUCUAUCUCUCUUGAAUUCUUGAAUGCUCGACCUUCCUAUUUAUAUCUCUUCAAAAGACCAUCGAUGCGAUCAAUCAAAAACACAAAGAUAUAAUUCUCGGACAUCAUGAUAUCAUUAUUGAGCUUAUCGCAGGAUUUAUCUGUACAAGAAGCCUUAUCGGGCAUAUUUGGAAGUAUAAGUUUGGCAACUUGGAUCUUUUUGUUGGUUCGUGAUACCCUCCCUCGUAUCCAGUCUUUGAACCUUCAUGCCCAACCAAAUUGUUAAAGGUUUGGUGGUAUGGGCUCAUGAAUGGCCUAGCCAUAUUGACGUGAUCCGAUCUCUUUAGGUACCACAACUUAUCUUGAACUAUCGAUCUCAGAGUGCCGAUGGAGUGUCAUUGGCUUUCUUAACGGUGUGGUUUAUUGGGGACAUCACGAAUCUUGCCGGUAAGCACAACAUGAAUUUUGAGGAAAGGGUCGUGUAAUCUUGGCAACCAUAUCAUGGUAUCGACAGGCACGGUCUGACUAUGGCAUCGAUAACCUUGUUCAUGAUGUUGAUGGCUCAACUAUCAAGAUUUCAUUCUUCGAUGAUCACGUGCGUAUACUGAUCUAUCAUCAGGUGCAAUUUGGGCCGAUCUUGUCCCUACAGUUGUUGUCCUGGCCAUCUACUUCUGUAUUGCCGACUUCGUACUCAUUGGACAAUGUCUUUACUACAACAAAAAGAACGCUCAGAAACAACGGGAAACAGAAUCCGCUGCACCAACAGAGGAAGACCCUCUUCUUACCCGUCGACGAAGCAACAGCAGUAUUGGACUUCCAGGAUCUCAUAGAAGACGUUCUUCAGCAAUAAGCGGAAACCAACAUCAUGAAGAUACCUUGACCAAAAUCUUGGAAGAAGAUGAUUCGUCAGAUGGAAAUGCUUGGGUGAGGAACGUUGUUAGCGUUUUACUGGUUAUUGCUGCCGGAACAGCUGGAUGGGCUAUUGCUUGGAGAAGUGGUGUUUGGAUGCCUACCCCGGAGAAUGGAGGUGAUGUUCCUAGAACGAAUGAUGUUGCCGUUGGAGCAGAGGUACUAGGAUAUUUCAGUGCGAUCUGUUAUCUUGGGUGAGUUGACUCAUACGAGGAGAAAGUGUGACAGACGAGUGCUAAUGAGAUUGUCCAGUGCCCGAAUUCCUCAAAUUUUGAAGAACUAUAAGGAGAAGUCUUGUGAUGGUAUGUAAACUCCAUCUUGCUCUACACAUCACUUGGUAUCUCAAGCUAACAAUUACAGGCCUCGCACUCCUUUUCUUCCUCCUCUCAUUAAUGGGCAAUCUUACAUACGGUGCUGGCAUACUUUUCCAUUCAUUGGAGAAAGAAUACCUCAUUGUCAAUACUCCAUGGCUCAUUGGAUCUUUGGGAACGAUUGUCGAAGAUGCAGUUAUCUUCCUUCAAUUUAGAAUGUAUGCACCUAAGCCAACUUCAACAUCUGCCGUAGAAUAGGCAACAUAUAUGGCAAAUUGAGUGUAGAUCACAUAGAGAGAUGUCGAAUCUAGCAUCGAGGAUGUAGAACAGAUCACCGGUGAGUGUAGAGGAAGGGCGUUUCUGAAUCAUUUCUUCUAUUUUUAACUUGUAUAAAAGGAAUCAGGGACAUGAACCGAAUUGCAGAUGAGGAAGGUUAGAUAUUGUAGAUGAGGAAGGGUUGGACAUUUUAAUGAUAAUCAACGCGACAAAUGUAAAUAUUAUUGAACAAAGUCUUUUAGAAAUGAUCAAUUUCUUUCGCCAA
Molecule: messenger RNA, 1837 nt
Organism: Sclerotinia trifoliorum
Lineage: Eukaryota; Fungi; Ascomycota; Leotiomycetes; Helotiales; Sclerotiniaceae
Source: the annotation of a GenBank genome assembly